Erpetoichthys calabaricus (reedfish) is the source of this 4324-nucleotide messenger RNA. RefSeq lists its product as uncharacterized. The record is from RefSeq and is a predicted model, not a curated record. Gene Ontology annotation, biological process: DNA repair. The transcript is spliced from 7 exons. Gene Ontology annotation, molecular function: DNA binding. Lineage: Eukaryota; Metazoa; Chordata; Cladistia; Polypteriformes; Polypteridae. The coding region runs from base 136 to 1113 and encodes 325 amino acids.
GCACCCGCUGAUGACGUAGCGAACACACAUUGGUGCGUCACAUUUCAGGUUGGCACAGAGGAAAAGAAACUGAAACCCAAGCUGUGUUCUGUCGCGUCUAAAGGAAAGGUCUGAAAGCAGCUCUAACUUAGAACGAUGGUCACCACGCUUGACUUGAUUAAGCAGACCCUCGAUCGACUGAAAAAAGAGGACUUGAAGCAGUUUCGCCUCAAGCUCAGCGACGCCACACUAGGAGACGGCACGACCAUCCCAGCUGGCAUUGUUGAAACAUGCAAAAAUACGGGCAGUCUGGCGGAGAAACUUAUAAACCACUUCACCGCCGCCAAAGCACUGAGUGUAGUCGCCGCGACUUUACGACGCUGCGAUCAGAACGAGCUGGCACUUCAGUUGGAGAAGAAGAUCGAUGAUGAGGCUGGGAAAAAAAAGUCAACCAAAAAGAAAGCAAAGAAAGGAAAAGUUAAGGGAAAGAUAAUGACAAUAAAGAAGCUCUUGAAGGAACCCGAUGGAAACAACAUGACUCCUCUAAAAGUAAAGGUCCUGUCUGUGUCACGUACAAUUAACUAUAUAAAUCAGAAAAAGAUAAACAUGCAGAUGAAGUUCCUGGAGUUAGCUGACAAGACAGGCACCAUCACUGGCAAGCUUUAUGACAUGACGAAGACUAAUGUGAUCAAGGAGGGCCAAUGUGUGUGUCUGGAAAAUUACAAGUAUGUUACAACAGAUAAAAAGCAUCAACAUGUCAUUUUCAUCAACUCAUUAACUAAGGUCGCAAAAAUAAGGCAAUUUCAUACCGCUGAAGUGGUGAAGACUAAGCCUUUGAAGAAUGAAAAAGGAAUCGAGAAGGAAAAAAGUAAAAUGACCCAGCAGAAGAUAAAGCAGAGCAAACAAGAUCAGAAAAUGCCAGGAGGUUCUCAAGGUGCAGACCACCACAGUGACUUACUGAAUAUAUUAAAUAACGGAUCUAAGAAACAAAUAAAAUCACUGAAAAACAUUGGCGAGAAGAGGGCUCAGCAAAUUGUCGACUGGAGGAAUAAUAAUACGUUCAUGCAGAUUGAAGACCUAGAGAAGAUUGAUGGCAUUUCAAGCAAUGUGGUGGCUGCUCUAAAGGUGAACUAGAGCCUCUCAUCUUCCUGCUAGUGGUCCCUGCUCAGACUUGACUGUGUUUUUUUUUUGGUAUGGUGUCCAUUUUAGGAUAUCAUUGUUUUUCACUUCUCCAGUCUUCUAUGGUUAUCAACAUUGCCUCAUGUCACCUCCUAUGUUUUUGCUUAACUUGCUUCAUAUUGCCCUUCAUCUGAACUUCCAUAUAUGCUAUUAUUUAGAUAGAUAGAUAGAUAGAUAGAUAGAUAGAUAGAUAGAUAGAUAGAUAGAUAGAUAGAUAGAUAGAUAGAUAGAUAGAUAGAUAGAUAGAUAGAUAGAUAGAUAGAUAGAUAGAUAGAUAGAUAGAUAGAUAGAUAGAUAGAUAGAUAGAUACUUUAUUAAUCCCAAGGGGAAAUUCACAAUUUAACUAUUUAGACAUUCUCUGCAAUAUUAUAUAUGCUGGUUUAUUUUUUUACAAGUUAUUAUCUGCAUUAAGGAGAAGUAUUUUAUUUUUAUUUUUUAAUAAAUAAAUAUGAAGGUAGGGCAGUGGUCAGUAUGGUAUCCAGCACUGGGCAAACAAGCAAACACAUGACAUUGUAAGGUCUUAUUUAAUUAAGUGGGGUGACUGACAAAUUGACAGAGGUUUUCCAUCAUACCAGAAGGUCACCCCUGAGCUCUUUAUAUUAUUUAUGGACUCUGACUGGUCAGUGGGGAGGACAAAGUAAACCUGUCCCUUUAAACACAAUUUAGGGUCUAGAAGUUGAGCAGCAUUUGUAGCCACCAGAGGGAGCUCUAAGCAUAUGAGCUCAAGGUUUCACAGCAGUUGACACCACGGCUGUGGCUCCUGAGGUCACAACUGAAGCAGCCUCAGACACGGACUGCAGAGCCCCUCUUUUCCCACCAGUCCAAUAAACUUUGAUUCAGAAGAAGAGUUUGUUGGCAAACGCUUGACUGUCAGGAAGAAAGGAUGCCAGCUUUGAGAGAGAGAAACAGAGACAGUUGGAGGUGAAACUGCAGGUGAUGCGUGUGAUAACUUGAUUGAGUAAAUGGGCAGCUUGGACAAUGGUUAGAAAAUGGGGCAAGGCCUGUAAUUAUUUUGUAUUUACCUCCCUUAUUCAUGCUGUAAGAAAACACAAAGAUACUCAUAAAGGGUCUGGGGCACCCAAAGGCAAACCCCGUAUAUUAUAAAGACGGCAAAAUAAAUGUGUGUAAAAGCUAAGUCGAAACUAGUCUUGCUGAAUUGGGUGAGCCUGCCCCAAGAUGGAAGUUGUUCCAUUUAUGAUGGUUUCUGGAAGGAAGAGGCAGAUACAGAUGGGCUGACACCAGAAGUGAUGUCAUAGAUCAGGGGUGUUGAUCUCCAGGUCCGGAGGGCUGCAGUGGCUGCAGGUUUUCAUUCAAUCCCUUUCCUUAAUCAGUUUUCGCUGCUAAUUAACUCCUUUUCCCUUCAUUUUCAUAGCCCUGUUUUUAAGGAUUCUGUCCUCUGAGUUGAUGCCAAGAUGAAAUUGCUCUGGCAUAAUGUUGCAUCAAAAAGCAUCUCCAAUGACAGAUGCCAUUCAUGUUUUUGUCCCCCAGCCCAUUGCACUCGCACUCUGCCCAUGACUAGCAACCCAUUUUGUCACCAGAGAUCGGACAUUUAUUUUUAUUUCAGGCAUUGCGUUGCUGGAGCUCAUUGGCACUUACAGCAGCAGCGACUUGUUGCCAUUCAUGAUAUUGCUGACACCCGUGCUUAGGCCACCAAACAAAGUUUCUUUGCUUGCCUCUAAUUUAGAAAUGAGAACUUCAAUCUCUCGCUACUGGAUACAUCAUGUGUCUGCUCUACCAGCCAAUGACGGUGUGCAGCACUGUGAUUGCAUAUGUAGGAGGUUGAUUAGCACAGUCCAUAUGUAGUUGUUUCAGGGUGGAAUCAGGUGGGGUUUGAGAUGCGUUCACAAACGCACAUUUACAAGAUGAUUGGGAUUUAUAACAGGUAAACUGCAUAGAAAUAUGCAUACGCCAAGUCUUAUAAGUCUGGGUAAGUUUUAUAAAUGAGGCCCCUGAGAUCUCACAGACCUGGAAGAGAAACUCUGUCAGAGGAUCAGACCCACCCUGAGAAGCAGUGCAAGUGCAAGUGUGAGAGUGAGGGAGGUGGUCAAGAACUUAAAGAGGAGAACGUAUGAGUCCUGCUGCGCCGCUGAAAUCCAUUGGCCUGCUUACAUUCCAGCAAGUCUCCGGAAGGAUCAAGAUUUGGAUAAGCUCAGUGAAAAGAGGAAAGUGAAUGCAGAUGGUAUUGACUCUGACAGCAAGAGAGAGCAGUGAGGUGGAGCCAGUGGUGUGAAUGUGCAGGCAGUGGGCGCAGCAUAAAAGGAAGAUCACUGGAGCUUCAUGAAAGGAGCCAAAGAGGUGGCAAAAGCUUUGGAGGGGGACUGAAGAAGGGGAUUACAUUUAACUUUAUUUGCUUAGCAGAUGCUUUUAUCCAAAGCAAUUUACAAAAAAAGGUCAACAGCAAGAUCAUAAAAGUAGAUAGAUAGAUAGAUAGAUAGAUAGAUAGAUAGAUAGAUAGAUAGAUAGAUAGAUAGAUAGAUAUGAAAGGCACUAUAUAAUAGAUAGAUAGAUAGAUAGAUAGAUAGAUAGAUAGAUAGAUAGAUAGAUAGAUAGAUAGAUAGAUAGAUAGAUAGAUAGAUAUGAAAGGCACUAUAUAAUAGAUAGAUAGAUAGAUAGAUAGAUAGAUAGAUAGAUAGAUAGAUAGAUAGAUAGAUAGAUAGAUAGAUAGAUAGAUAGAUAGAUAGAUAGAACUUUAUUUGUCCCCAGGGAGAAAUUUAGCUUUUUACCGAAAAUCUUUUAGUUAAAUAAAAAGUUUGCAUGUUCUCCCCAUGUCUGCGUGGGUUUCCUCCCACAGUUCAUGGACAUGCAGGUUAGGUGCAUUGGUGAUCCUAAAUUGUCCCAGGUGUGUGUGCCAUGCGGUGGGCUGGCACCCUGCCCAGGAUUUGCUCCUAUCUUGUGCCCUGUGUUGCCAGGGAUUGGCUCCAGCAGACCCCCUAGGAUAUAGCGGGUUGGAUAAUAGAUGGAUGGAUGUUUAAAUAUAUUACAUUGGCUAAAUAUUUUAUGUUAAAUAGAUUUAGAACAUAUUGCAUACAUGGAUAAAUUGUGUAUUUUGUUAAAUUUUAAUGAAAUUUCUUUUCAGUUUUGUUGUAAAUAUGACGUGAUUGAAACAUCUAUUUAUAUUUUUUAGCUUUUUCAUCAUGCAAAUAAAAAUACUUAUUCAAAUUUAAAA